Phytomonas sp. Hart1 is the source of this 2499-nucleotide messenger RNA. NCBI's taxonomy places the organism in Eukaryota, Euglenozoa, Kinetoplastea, Trypanosomatida, Trypanosomatidae. The record is from the annotation of a GenBank genome assembly.
GUUUUAGACUCAAAUAAGAUGAUUAUGUUCUUAUAACCAUUAUUAUACAUUCAGUACUAAAAGUUUUGUUUAUAGAGAACGACGUUAUGAUCAUCCAGUCUUCAUUUCAAGAACAUUUAUAUUUCUCCCAUGACAGGCUCAGCGUUGUGUUUUUCUAUGCUCUUGCCUUUCCUAUCAACUGAUUUUAUUUUGGUAGUUCUUUCCUGCAUUUCGUAUUAUGCACUUCUGGAAUUCAUCGUAUACCAGACUAAGGAAUGCUGCUGUCACGUUAGUUUAUGUUGCCAGUUUCGCUAUCGCCUCUCAAUAAAACGUCGUCUUAUCACAUAUAUUCCUCUACUCACUAAUAUUUUAUAUCCUGGUAAUAACGAAGAGCGGUUGUGUGACGACCCUAUCAUUCCGCCAGCAACUUUAUUAUAAAUGGUGAUGUGCCUAUCUUCGUUGAAUCUUAUUUAGACAUUGCGCUUCAAGGUAAUAUACAUCUCUUGUCUUGCGCGGCUGUUUUGACGCACCACUCCUGUCAAGAUUGCUCUUCCAUCUGUUAGACACACUGACACAGGCGGUAGUGUGUCGUUGCCAGUCUCUUUAAUACGGCCUUUACCACUUCACGGAAAGUAUCGGUUUAUUUGUGUUCAAAGUAUUUGAGUCACAAGUAGUGUAUUUUCACAUCUAAAAAUGUCACAAUGAAAGACUAUUCAGAGAUGUGAAAGUGAUAUGUAAAAAGUAUCAGUCAUCGUAUCGGUAAGACAAAUACCAUGUGAGGAACUUUUCGAUACACAUGCAACCUUUUUACAGAUCCUUUAGAGAAAAAUAAAUAUGGUAUAUUGUACCUUUAUAACUACUGGGUACUUCAUCGUGUCAAGCAAACCAGAAUCGUGUGCUUUCUACCUUUUGUAUAGUCCCCUUUUUUCUUUCUGAAGACUUUGUAGCGUGAUUUUCAUAUACCUCAUCCUCGCCUGAUGUUUUGUGGAUAACCUUGACACGUUCUACCAGAUCAUCAAAGCCUUUUUUUGAAUCAAAAAAAAAGCGAUAACUUAUUGAAUUGUGCAUUGAGAAGUAGACAAGAUUCUGUGUUUGUCCUUUAUCAUGAAGUCGCGUUAAAAAUGUGUAGUAAAGGAAAUUAACCUAACAUAUUCUUUUAUUCUUCAUUUUCUCUAAGCACACACACUGUUACCGCUUUAUAUCAUUUAUACCAACAUUCAUCAAAAGCAUCUCAAAGAUAACUUACUGAUUUUGAUGAAAUCGAAGUAACAUAUUCCGAAAAUUAAUCACAGAAUUUAAUUUUCGGGUACGAAUUCUGAGGCAAUUUUGAAAUUUUGUGCGCCGCUAAGCGUUUUCGAUAAAUUCUAACCAGUAAUUUAAAUUCUAAAAAGUAAUUUUCUUCUUUUGAAACAAAACGUGUGAAUUGUUUAUUUCACAUCGACUUUUCUCAUCAGAACUAAAAUCGUUUAUCCUAAUAGGGAAUUAUCAUCAAUUGCGUAAGGUGAAUAAUUAUUAUUAAUAAGAUUCAAACGUUAAAUAGAUUUAAAGUAUCUUUAGUGAUUCUACGUAUACAUGUAGCUUUUUUUUUUUGCGGUGUUUGUUUGAAUCACGUAUCUUCCUUUUUGUACUCUUUAAUUUUUAUUUGUUAAAGGCAUAGCUAAGAACGUCUUUUUCCUUCAACAAGAACCCCAGGAAAAUGGUGUCUUUGAAGCUUCAGGCCCGCCUUGCCUCGGACAUCCUUGGCUGUGGUCGUGGUCGCGUUUGGCUUGAUCCUAACGAGGCUCUUGAGAUUCAGAAUGCAAACUCUCGCAAAAGCGUGCGCAGGCUGAUUAAGGAUGGCUUCAUUAUCCGCAAACCCGUAAAGGUGCAUUCCCGAGCCCGCUGGCGCAAGAUGAAGGAGGCGAAGGACAUGGGCCGCCACACUGGCGUGGGCCGACGUGAUGGCACCCGCGAGGCUCGCAUGCCAAGCAAGGAGUUGUGGAUGCGCCGCCUGCGCAUUCUCCGCCGCCUGCUGAGGAAAUAUCGCGCGGAGAAGAAGAUCGACCGUCAUGUCUAUCGCGAUCUGUACGUGCGCGCGAAGGGUAAUGUGUUCCGUAAUAAGCGCAACCUUGUUGAGCACAUCCACAAGAUCAAGAACGAAAAGAAGAAGGAGCGCCAGCUUGCUGAGCAGCUUGCAGCGAAGCGUGCCAAGGCCGAACAGCACCGCGCCAAGGCUCGAAGGCACGAGCUGAAGAAACGUGAGAAGGAUCGCCAACGCGCGAAGCGCGAUGACGCCGAAGCGGCCGCGCAGAAGAAGAAGCAAGAAGCCGCGAAGAGGGCCGCUGCCCCUUCGAAGGUUGCUGCCCCCACAAAGAGUUCUGCCCCUGUAAAGGUUGUUCCCCCCACGAAGGUCGCUCCGCCAACUAAGGCAUCUGCCCCCAUGAAGUCUGCGUCUCCCUCAGCUAAGAAGGCGAAGAAGUAGAAAAGAGGCGUCUUUUUAUAAGGAAGGGAAGCUGUGCUUAUUUAGUUUUUUUUUUCUUA